UACACAGUUCAACAGAGGCCAAAAGAUUGGAACAACUUCUGAAUACUCGUUAGUUUCGACUUUUGUGGGACGUUACGAAUGCUUGGCAGUUUCAGUGCUGCAGAGACAGAGUGCUUCCACUACUAAUAUACCAGGGCCAAAAAGAGGGUUAGUUUUAGCAAGGAGUGGAUUUUCUUUUUAUUAACAGUUUAUUUUCUCUUGAUUCAAGUGGAACCGUAUGUCAUAUUUUGUCUCGCAAUGGAUUAUAUUUAUUUAAUGUUGUCUUUUCUUGUCAAUUUGAUAUUUUUGGAUUCUUGGGUGCAUGCAGCAAAAACUCAAGCAAACCUCUCUGGAAAGCUAACUGAAUAUGGGCUAAUUGUUCCAUUUAGUACAGAUUCCCAUGGUAGGUAUAUUUCUCACGUGGUCUCAGCAACUGGAAGAAAUGAAGAUGGUUCGUCUUCUGGGCGGAGGAGGGUGGCAAGGAGUGCCCAGGACCCUUUCCAACUCACCCCAUCUGUCCAACAUUUGUUUUUCAAUGUCACAGUCUUUGGAAAGGAAUUGCACUUACGCCUAAAGGCCAACAAUAAGCUGGUAGCCCCUAGUGCCUUUGUGGAAUGGCAAGAAGAUUAUGAGGACAUUUCCAAGGAACCGAUCCAUGGGGACUGUGCUUUCAGUGGGGAUGUAACUGACAUGCCAGGGACUACUGUGGCAAUAAGCAACUGUGAUGGACUGGCAGGGAUGAUUCGCACUGAUAAUGGGGAGUUUUUCAUUGAGCCCCUAGAGAAAGGGCAGCAGGAAGUGGAAGAAAAGGGGCGUGUCCAUGUGGUGUACCGCAGGUCCGCCAUCAAAAGGGAACCAUUGGAAACAAGGGAGGACCUCCACAAUGAAGAACAGUUCAACCCAGCUGCUGCAGUACUCAGCUCACCAGCUGUUCCUGACUUUGGCGUAGGAGAGCUGCAGAACUCUGUAAACAAGAUAGAUCAACUGAUCCAGGCAGACCGCAAAAGGAGACAUGCCAAGAAAGACGACUACAAUAUCGAGGUGCUACUGGCGGUGGAUGAUUCGGUAGUGCGAUUCCAUGGGAAGGAACAUGUACAAAACUAUGUCCUAACGCUCAUGAAUAUAGUGGCUGAAAUUUACCAUGACGAGUCCUUGGGAACCCAUAUCAACAUUGUGCUUGUCCGUAUGAUUAUGGUGGGAUAUCGCCAGUCUAUCAGCCUGAUUGAACAAGGGAACCCUUCGCGAAGCCUCGAACAGGUCUGCCGAUGGGCUCAUUCUCAGCAACGCUCUGAGCCCGACCAUGCAGAAUACCAUGACCAUGCCAUCUUCCUGACAAGGCAAGAUUUUGGUCCCGCAGGUAUGCAAGGUUACGCUCCUGUGACAGGCAUGUGUCAUCCCUUAAGAAGCUGCACACUCAACCAUGAAGAUGGCUUCUCCUCUGCGUUCGUAGUGGCCCAUGAGACUGGCCAUGUGUUAGGUAUGGAACAUGACGGUCAGGGGAAUCGCUGUGCUGAUGAAACCAGCAUGGGCAGCAUAAUGGCACCACUGGUACAGGCCGCCUUCCAUCGCUAUCACUGGUCACGCUGCAGCAAACAGGAGCUGAACAGAUACAUACAUUCUUAUGACUGCCUGCUGGAUGAUCCCUUUGAACACAAAUGGCCCAAGCUUCCGGAGCUCCCGGGAAUAAACUACUCAAUGGACGAACAGUGUCGCUUUGAUUUCGGCGUGGGAUACAAAAUGUGCACUGCUUUCAGAACAUUUCACCCUUGUAAACAGCUUUGGUGCAGUCACCCUGAUAAUCAGUAUUUUUGCAAAACUAAGAAGGGUCCCCCUCUUGAUGGGACAGAAUGUGCACCAGCAAAGUGGUGCUUUAAGGGUCACUGCAUAUGGAAGACUGCAGACCAGCCGUACAGCCAGGAUGGAAACUGGGGCUCCUGGAAUAAAUUUGGGUCUUGCUCCAGGACCUGUGGUGGAGGAGUACGUUCCCGGAGCAGACAGUGUAACAACCCACCUCCUGCAUAUGGUGGACGUGACUGCCAUGGAUCCGCUUUUGAAUACCAGAUAUGCAAUACUGAAGAAUGCCGUGGCCCAUAUGAAGAUUUCAGAGCACAGCAGUGCUCACAACGAAGCUCCCAUUACCACCAGAACAAAAAACAUACCUGGCUUCCAUACGAACACCCAGAUGAGGCCCAGAAGUGUGAGCUGAUUUGCCUGUCUAAAGAAACAGGAGAUGUGGUGUUCAUGAAUCAGGUGAUCCACGAUGGGACACGAUGCAGUUACAAAGAUCCUUUUAGUGUCUGUGCCCGAGGGGAGUGUAUGCAUGUGGGAUGUGACAAAGAGAUUGACUCCUUUAAACAGGAAGAUAAGUGUGGCGUGUGCGGUGGGGAUAACUCACACUGUCGGACAGUCAAAGGGACAUUUGUCAAGACUCCCAAAAGAUCAGCAGGAAUGCUGAAAAUGUUUGACAUACCAGCAGGGGCGAGGCAUAUUCACAUAGAGGAGACUGAGACAUCACCGCAUGUUAUUGCUGUUAAAAGUCAAGCAACAGGUAAUUUCAUACUGAAUGCAAAAAGCGAGGAUUUCCCGACAAAAACAUUUAUUGACAGUGGUUUGGAGUGGGAGUACACCAUUGAAGAUGGCAAGGAAACCUUGAAAACUAACGGCCCCCUGCAUGAAAGCAUUAUUGUUUUGGCAAUUCCUCAAGAUGAUGACUCCAAAAUCAGCCUAAUGUAUAAGUACAUUAUCCAUGAAGAUCUACUGCCGGUUAUUGGAAACAACAAUAUCCUUUUGGAAGAGAUGGACACAUAUGAAUGGGCCUUGAAGAGCUGGUCACAGUGUUCAAAACCCUGUGGGGGAGGCAUACAGUAUACAAAGUAUGGCUGUAGGAGAAAGAGUGACAGCAAGAUGGUGCACAGAAACUUCUGCGAUACCAACAAGAAACCCAAGCCAAUCAGAAGACGCUGUAACCUCAAUGAAUGCAGCCAGCCAACGUGGGUGGCAGAAGACUGGGGCUCUUGUAGCAAGGUAUGUGGGAAACUUGGAUUCCAUUCAAGGGUCGUGCAGUGCCUUCAGUCUCUUCAAAAUGGCACUAACAGGACAGUACACACCAAAUACUGCACUGGAGAGCGGCCAGAGAGCCGGAGACCCUGUAACCGUUCACCAUGUCCAGCACAAUGGCGCACAGGAGCCUGGUCUCAGUGCUCUGUGAGUUGCGGAGAAGGAAUUCAGCAACGACAGGUAGUGUGCCGAGCUAUGGACAACAGCAUUGGCCACUGUGAGGACAGCAAGCCAGAAACUGUACGGAUUUGUAAAUUAGACCCCUGCCCAGGAAAAUCCAUGUUGCCUUCGCCAAGCACAGAAACUGUUGAACAUGUGAGCCCCAGGGUUCAGUGGAUAUCCCAGUUGGUUCCAGAAAGUCCUGUUAAUAAGAUCUCCACCAAUGAGCCAUGCCUUGGUGAUAAAUCCAUAUUUUGUCAGAUGGAAGUCCUAGCCCGCUAUUGCUCCAUCCCUGGCUACAAUAAACUGUGCUGUGAGUCCUGUAAUAAGAAGGUAGCUACUACAACACCACUGUCAAACCCUGAGACUUUGGCCAUCCAGGCCAGUCCCAUGCCUAUCCCGGACUCGGUAGUCACACCAACUGCCCAAAACCAACCUCAAGUGACCAACGGAGCUGCUAUAACAGUGAUGAAUACAUCAACACCACUUCAAGCCUUGACUGUCAAUGCAACAGACCUCAGGGCUGCUGGCACCUCAGUUUUGAGCUCCAUGGUUCAGUCUCAGGGUACUGCCAGCAGCUCCACAGCAGUAGACAGUGAAAACCUUGGAAACCUAUUUAGACUACCUCCUGGCCAAAAAACAGUGGGGACAAGCACUGUAGGUACACUGGAUACCAUGGCCUCAAAAAGGCUUGCAUUAGACUCCAGUAAGACUUCCCAUAGCACUACUAGUACAAGCAGCACUUUAGGGUCCUCAGGUGUGACCAGGUCAAGAAGGGAUGAUUAUGGAUCUGAGACAGACUUGACACACCGAACCUCACCCUUAGUUACAUGAAGUGUGACUUCAUCUGUGAACAUGCACAUUUAACGUACCUGUUUUGUUUUUUAAACCAGGCACUUUUUUUACCAGUUGCUGCAAGUAAAUAAUUUCUGUGCGAGUGAAUUUUGACCAGCGAUGGUUACCUCAAAGUUGACAGAAAUUAUUCAGUGUUUCACUUACAAGCAGUGUAUUACACAACACUCCAUGCUUUAUGAAGCAAAACAAAAAUAAUUACUCAGUGGUGCUGUAUACAAUUUAACGGGCUAUACAAGCAUGUUUUAGUUUACUAGAAGCAUUGCUGAUAAUUACUUGUUCAGUUAAUACACUAGGGGGGACAUGUAUCAAGCGUUUGACGGUAUUAAGGCCAUCACACAGAGUUUACGCCAGCCUUAAAAUUGCCCUAUAUGUAUCAUGACACUUGGCAAGUUAAGGCCAUCUUAGUAUCGUCAAAAUGCGCUCUGCCGCUUGUUAGCCAUGCAUUUCAAGGCGUGUCAAGCAUAUAACAUGGGCAUAUUGUAGGUGGGGUUCAUUUGUAAAUGAAGUCUGCCAUAUUAAAAUUAGUUUUAUGAAACUGCAGAACAGCAACGCCAGCCCUAAAAGGGUCCACAAAUAAGACCAAUUUCAAAAUUGGUCUUAUUUGGCUGCAAAGAAAAAAGUCAGAAAGCAGCUGAUAGGAAAGAGCAUUAUGGCAGUAGUCAUAUAGGGGCCUGGAAAAUUCACUGUACUUUUAAAAGAAAUUCACAAAUGACAAUAAAAAAAAAAAAAUCAAAAGAAACGAAUUUCACAGUGUCAUGAAACCGACUUGUAUUUAAAAAAAAAAAUCUAUUUACAUUAUAUUCUACUGAUACUUAAAAUGUGUUAUUAUUGAGGUAGCCCAUUUGGAGGGGAGGUGCUAAUUUUCAUAUUAGUCUGGUAAUCUGUGCUACCGGUAACUCAUUUUGAGGGUUUAAGAACACCGGUGUAGCAGAAUUUUCGCAUUUAAAUGUGCCAAUUUACGCCAUGCCUCAUGAAUUUUUUGACAGUUAAUACAUUUGGGAUGGGGUAAAAUUUGUGCCGCGGCAGAGCGAUAUUUUACACUUCGCCAACUUACCACUGCAUCGGUAGAUCUUGAUACAGGUCCUCCUAGGUUUGUUAACCUAAUGCAUAAGUACAUUGGAACUACUUAUUGUACUUACUUUGUGAAACAUUAGUGUUUGGAAUAAGUGAAAUGCAUUAUUGGAUUUGUGGUGAUUGAAAAAUACAUCACCCAGAAUAGGGACCUAUGUAACCCCUGUCUCUUGGUGCUUACCUGCUAUGUACCUCCACCUGGUGCUUCUAAAAGAACAUCUGCUAAUUAGAGUGUGCUCAAACAAUGACUUUAAUUUGAAGACUGUGCUGGCUAAUAAAUGAUAGCGAUGUAUAUAGCUCAACAUCCAAGCACACACAUUGCCUUUUGUCACACGUACAAAUACAUCAUAAUUUUAUUUCCUAGAAUUGCUACGGUCUUUUAACGUAUAUAUGUUCAAGUAAUAUUGUAUAUAGUGUAAAUUUCAACGUAAUAUGAAACAAUUAACAAUAAACUUUGUAGUAUAAAGUGUAAUGUACUGGGAAGGUGCAGUACAUAACGUUAGAUAAUGUGAGCCUGUAAAAUUCGCCAUGUGUUGUUGCUUGUUAUAUUAUUUCAUUCCUGAGUUACAUUUAUUAACGUCAUAAUGUGUUUUGUAUAGUUCUUGUAUAUACAUGAAUGAGAGCUUUAAAUGUUAAUAUUUAUUAAAUUUUUAAAUUGUAGUAAAUGAUAAAUACAUUGAACUUGUUUAAGGAAAUCCAAUGUGUAACUAUGCCAUCACAAUGGCGAUAAAAAUUAAUAUAAUAACUGAGCUUCAGAGUGGAAAAUGGGGCAUUUAAUCUCUCUAUCUAUCUAUAUACACACACAUUUACAGUAUUUUACACAAACUGCAUUUCAGAGGGAAUAUUCCUAGCUUUGUUAUUUGCUGUUGGAGACUCGUGUUUUGGACAUGUCUAGAAAAGAGGACUUGCGUCCUUUUCUGCAUGAUGGUAUGCUUUUUAAAUGUGAGCAUGUAAGUGAAUGCUUGCAUACCCUUCCCUCUAUAACAACUUUGAUGGAAUGCAGUAAUAUGAAGAAAACAUGUAAAGAACCUGGACUGUAGACAUGAAGCAGAACUAAUACUGUUUCCAAUGAUCUGUUAAUUGUCAGAUGUGGGACCCAUUUCCACAAGGUUUACAACUCUACUAAAACAGUUUUACAAAUGCAUAAUACAGUAUGUAAAUGCAUCCACUACCCAGAAUAUCAGCAGUUCCAAUGACAGUAUGUUUAAAGAGUAAGUAGUAGGGUUCUGUAAAAUGUAAUGUCACACAUCCCCACAUGUUGCUACAACUGUUUAUAU
Molecule: messenger RNA, 6398 nt
Organism: Polyodon spathula (Mississippi paddlefish)
Lineage: Eukaryota; Metazoa; Chordata; Actinopteri; Acipenseriformes; Polyodontidae
Product: A disintegrin and metalloproteinase with thrombospondin motifs 3-like
Exons: 23
Coding region: 238-4029 (1263 amino acids)
Biological process (GO): extracellular matrix organization; proteolysis
Cellular component (GO): extracellular matrix
Molecular function (GO): metalloendopeptidase activity
Source: RefSeq, a predicted model, not a curated record